Molecule: messenger RNA, 1309 nt
Organism: Pangasianodon hypophthalmus (striped catfish)
Lineage: Eukaryota; Metazoa; Chordata; Actinopteri; Siluriformes; Pangasiidae
Product: macrophage mannose receptor 1-like
Exons: 2
Coding region: 43-966 (307 amino acids)
Source: RefSeq, a predicted model, not a curated record
GAAGUAUUGUCCAACAUUUGCUUUACUUGCCAGUACUGUGGCAUGUCUCACCUCCCUUCCCAGUGUGAGGUGUAUUGUUUACUUUGUUUUUGCAUAUGUUAUUAUAAGUCACGACUCUGGAUAAAACGUGAAUGCUGGACACUGAGGUGGCACAGACGAGUGGAAAGAUAUACCGAGCUCAGACGCUUCGUAGCAGAGAUGAAAUUUUUCUUUUGUGUUUUCUUUCUGGUGGCCAGUUGUGGGUUGUCUGUAGGUAUAAUAAGAGAAUACAGUUACCUUAAUUAUACAGGAAAUGUGUACUGGUAUCAGGCUCAAUGGCACUGCAAAAACUACUACAGAGAUCUGGCUACUGUCACUACUGCUGAAGAACACCAGAGACUUGUUGCCAUUGGAAACAAUGAAGAAUCAGCCUGGAUUGGGUUGUACAGAACAAACACACAAAACAUCUGGAAGUGGUCUGAUGGAGAACCAGUUUCUUACUUAAACUGGCAAUAUAACAGUCCUGUGAAUAGUUUUAUGACUUAUGAUUAUGAUUGCACUGUUGUGUAUAGGCGAUACUGGACCAAUGAUCACUGUGGACAGACUCAUUAUUUCUACUGUUACAGAUUUUUGAUUUUGGUGAAUGAGAGUAAGACAUGGGAGGAGGCUCUUCAGUACUGCACCACUAACUACACUGGUUUGGCCUCUCUGCCCUAUAAGACACAACUGUGGCAAGCAAAAUUGGAGCUCGAGCUGACCCAGACAGACAGUGUGUGGACCGGCCUGUACUUCAUGGAUGGAAAAUGGUUCUGGCUGAAUGGAGAGCCUCUAGAGACACUGCCAGGGACAGGGCAACCUCCAAGGACACUGGUUUCACUGCCAUCAUGUCCAGCUCGGCCUUAUCACUGUGGAGCAUUCAACAUCAAGACAAACAUCUGGGAGAACCGAGACUGCAACGAGAAGCUGAAUUUUCUCUGCUGGAGAUAAUUUUCCACAAGUUGGAUCCUGCUUCAGGAAGAAUACAUGAUAUAUUUAUAGCACAACAAUAUAUAAAAUUAAUUAGCUGUAGAGUGAGUUUGACUUUUUAUUUAUAGGAAACUUGGUUUUGAACAAUCAGUUUUCAGCAUUGAUAUAUCACUGAAACUAAAUAGUACAUGGAAAAAUAAUUUUUUUUGAUGGUGGAGGGUUGAAUAUUAAAAUAAUGGAGAAAAUCAGGUCAUGUCAUCUGAGAUACUGUUAGUUUCAACCAUAUGAAUGGAUUUGCUUUUGAAAUUCUUUCCUGUAGCCAAUAAGCACUAUUUGUACAUAUAUUGUAUAUGAGAUACAUACA